AUGACGGAACGACAGGGGAAGGGAGGCACAAAGCUCACCCAGAAAGUAACUUCAAAAAUACCACCUGCACCCCUCACCUGCACCCCUCACCUGCACCCCUCACCUGCACCCCUCACCUGCACCCCUCACCUGCGCCCCUCACCUGCGCCCCUCACCUGCACCCCUCACCUGCACCCCUCACCUGCACCCCUCAGCUGCACCCCUCACCUGCACCCCUCACCUGCACCCCUCACCUGCACCCCUCACCUGCACCCCUCACCUGCGCCCCUCACCUGCGCCCCUCACCUGCGCCCCUCACCUGCGCCCCUCACCUGCGCCCCUCACCUGCACCCCUCACCUGCACCCCUCACCUGCACCCCUCACCUGCACCCCUCACCUGCACCCCUCACCUGCACCCCUCACCUGCACCCCUCACCUGCGCCCCUCACCUGCGCCCCUCACCUGCGCCCCUCACCUGCGCCCCUCACCUGCGCCCCUCACCUGCACCCCUCACCUGCACCCCUCACCUGCACCCCUCACCUGCACCCCUCACCUGCACCCCUCACCUGCACCCCUCACCUGCACCCCUCACCUGCACCCCUCACCUGCGCCCCUCACCUGCGCCCCUCACCUGCACCCCUCACCUGCACCCCUCACCUGCACCCCUCAGCUGCACCCCUCACCUGCACCCCUCACCUGCACCCCUCACCUGCACCCCUCACCUGCACCCCUCACCUGCACCCCUCACCUGCGCCCCUCACCUGCGCCCCUCACCUGCACCCCUCACCUGCACCCCUCACCUGCACCCCUCACCUGCACCCCUCACCUGCACCCCUCACCUGCACCCCUCACCUGCACCCCUCACCUGCACCCCUCACCUGCGCCCCUCACCUGCACCCCUCACCUGCACCCCUCACCUGCACCCCUCACCUGCACCCCUCACCUGCGCCCCUCACCUGCGCCCCUCACCUGCACCCCUCACCUGCACCCCUCACCUGCACCCCUCAGCUGCACCCCUCACCUGCACCCCUCACCUGCACCCCUCACCUGCACCCCUCACCUGCACCCCUCACCUGCACCCCUCACCUGCGCCCCUCACCUGCGCCCCUCACCUGCACCCCUCACCUGCACCCCUCACCUGCACCCCUCACCUGCACCCCUCACCUGCACCCCUCACCUGCACCCCUCACCUGCACCCCUCACCUGCACCCCUCACCUGCGCCCCUCACCUGCACCCCUCACCUGCACCCCUCACCUGCACCCCUCACCUGCACCCCUCACCUGCGCCCCUCACCUGCGCCCCUCACCUGCACCCCUCACCUGCACCCCUCACCUGCACCCCUCACCUGCACCCCUCACCUGCACCCGUCACCUGCACCCCUCACCUGCACCCCUCACCUGCACCCCUCACCUGCACCCCUCACCUGCGCCCCUCACCUGCACCCCUCACCUGCACCCCUCACCUGCACCCCUCACCUGCACCCCUCACCUGCACCCCUCACCUGCACGAGUGAGAUGACGUAG
Molecule: messenger RNA, 1503 nt
Organism: Closterium sp. Yama58-4
Lineage: Eukaryota; Viridiplantae; Streptophyta; Zygnematophyceae; Desmidiales; Closteriaceae
Source: the annotation of a GenBank genome assembly